Molecule: messenger RNA, 684 nt
Organism: Miscanthus lutarioriparius
Lineage: Eukaryota; Viridiplantae; Streptophyta; Magnoliopsida; Poales; Poaceae
Source: the annotation of a GenBank genome assembly
AUGUGCCCAAUCAAGAAGGAGAUGAGCGCCGAGUCUGGCUCACCGUGCAGCUCGUUGUCGGCCUCCACCUCGCUGGAGCAGGAGCACCACCAGACAGUGUGGACGUCGCCGCCGAAGCGCCCCGCGGGGCGCACCAAGUUCCGGGAGACGCGGCACCCGGUGUUCCGUGGCGUCCGGCGCCGGGGCAACGCCGGGCGGUGGGUCUGCGAGGCUCUGGCUCGGCACCUUCGACACCGCGGACGCCGCGGCCCGCGCGCACGACGCCGCCAUGCUCGCCAUCGCCGGCGGCGCGGCGGCGCGUGCUGCCUCAACUUCGCGGACUCGGCGUGGCUGCUCGCCGUUCCAGCGGCCUCCUCGUACGCCAGCCUCGCCGACGUCCGCCGCGCCGUGGCAGAGGCCGUGGAGAGCUUCCAGCGCCGCGAAGCUGCGGCCGCGGAGGAGGAGGACGCGCGCUCGGCCGCGUCCUCGACGUCGUCCUCCCCGGCCAGCGACGACGGCGGCGGCGAGGAGUCCUCUUCGGCCGCCGAGGACUCCCCGCCGUUCGAACUGGACGUGUUCAAUGACAUGAACUGGGACUUGUACUAUGCGAGUUUGGCGCAGGCGAUGCUCGUGGAGCCACCGCCCACAGUCACCACCGCGUUCUGCGACGACGGCGUCGCCGAAGCGCCACUCUGGAGCUACUAG